This is a messenger RNA of Nymphalis io (European peacock), 1628 nucleotides long. Its product is annotated as alanine aminotransferase 1-like. The record is from RefSeq and is a predicted model, not a curated record. Bases 14 to 1450 code for a protein of 478 amino acids. NCBI's taxonomy places the organism in Eukaryota, Metazoa, Arthropoda, Insecta, Lepidoptera, Nymphalidae. The transcript has 10 exons. Gene Ontology annotation, biological process: biosynthetic process. Gene Ontology annotation, molecular function: pyridoxal phosphate binding; L-alanine:2-oxoglutarate transaminase activity.
ACACGUAACAAACAUGAAGUUAGAGCAAUGUUUGACGGAAAAGAGCGCGAAUCAAAAACUUAUGAAUAUCCAGUACGCCGUGCGAGGACCGAUAGUGGAGCGUGCGCUGCAGAUCGAGAGGGAACUUGAGAAAGGUGUGAGUAAGCCAUUCAAUCGCGUGGUGCGCGCAAACCUCGGUGACGCUCAUGCGCUCGGUCAGAAGCCUUUCACUUUCAUAAGACAGGUGUUAGCGUUAGUCGCGUGUCCCGAACUGACGACGUCACCCGACAUCCCCGAUGACGUCAAGGAACGCGCUAAAGAAAUUCUCGAAGAUUGCGCCAAAGGUUCAGUUGGCGCGUACUCCCCGCCAGGAGGGCUGCGCCUGGUGCGCAGGCGCGUGGCGCAGUACGCGAGCGCGCGCGACGGUGUGCGAGCGUCGCCCGAGCACGUGUACCUCGGCGCAGGCGCCUCCGAUCUCAUCAAAACUGUGCUCUCUUUGUUCGUACAAGAUGUCGAUGGGAAACCACCAUCGGUAAUGGUCCCUAUACCACAGUAUCCGCUCUUUUCGGGAACCCUUUCGGAAUUAGGAUUGCGUCAAGCGAAUUAUUAUUUGGACGAGGAAAAUAACUGGGCGUUAAAGAUCCAGGAGUUAGAGAGAUGCUGGCAAGAAGCUAGCGUAGAUAGUAGCGUGCGAGCGCUGGUCGUUAUAAAUCCUGGAAACCCCACAGGACAGGUGCUUUCGAGAGAAAAUAUUGAGGAAAUAAUAAGAUUCGCGUAUGAUCACGAUCUCUUCAUAUUGGCUGAUGAGGUCUAUCAAGAGAACAUUAUUUCCAAGCCCUUCCAUUCCUUCAAAAAGGUGAUGCAUGAAAUGGGCGCGCCGCACAGCAGCAUGGAGCUGGCGAGUUUCAGCACGGGCUCGAAAGGCUGGGCGGCCGAGUGCGGCCUGCGCGCUGGGCUCGUGGAGCUGCCGCGACUCGACGCCCGCGUGCGCGCCGCCUUCGAGGCCACGCGCGGCCUGCAGCAGUGCCCCUCCGUGCUCGGCCAGUGCGCGCUGGACUGCGUCAUGCAGCCGCCGCGGCCGGGCGAGGCGUCGUUCGAGAGCUGGUCGCGCGAGCGCGCCGCCGUGCGCCGCGCGCUGGCCGGGCGCGCCGCCGCCGCCGCGCGGGCGCUCAACGCCAUCCCGGGGUACUCCUGCAACCCCAUCGAGGGCGCAGUGUUCGCAUUCCCUCGCGUGGAGCUGCCGGCGCGCGCGCAGCACGCCGCGGCCGAGAUGAACGUCUCUGCGGACGAGUUCUACUGCCUGCGUCUGUUGGAGGAGACAGGUAUUUGUGUAGUCCCGGGUUCGGGGUUCGGUCAGCUACCGGGCACUUUUCACUUUCGCACCACCAUCCUGCACCAACAGGACGAGUUCGAGUACAUGAUGGACUCCUUUCGAAAAUUUCACAUUGACUUCCUCAAUAAAUACUCGUAAUAACACAUAAAAAAUGUCGACAAGAUUUUUCAUGUUUUAUGUGUCGAACUCUAUCUAUAUCUAAAACGGAAGUGACACAAACAGGUUUGAACUCAAGUGUCUCUAUACGAAUUCAAAUUUCUCACAAUACAGUAAGCUAACAUUAGUGAUACCUACUUAGUUCGUAAGAGGCUCUCUC